Molecule: messenger RNA, 1913 nt
Organism: Zophobas morio
Lineage: Eukaryota; Metazoa; Arthropoda; Insecta; Coleoptera; Tenebrionidae
Product: cytochrome P450 9e2-like
Exons: 4
Coding region: 233-1822 (529 amino acids)
Molecular function (GO): iron ion binding; monooxygenase activity; oxidoreductase activity, acting on paired donors, with incorporation or reduction of molecular oxygen
Source: RefSeq, a predicted model, not a curated record
GUCCCAAAGCACAAAAGGAGUGUCCGCAUACGGGUGAACUAACUGCGUCAUUUCCAGACGCUGUUUUUGCGAAAACAAUAAUAAAAUCCUUUAGUCACCCGCAACUAACUAUACUCUGAAAUUACUGUGUUAAAAAUUACUCAAAAUCUGGCUAUUCGGGCAGUUUCUUAAAACAUAAACGAGACGUGAUAUCGAUUAGAUUCUGAGACUAAACACAACGAAACGUUGAACCAUGUUAGUAUUAUUUUUGUCACUUACGGCCGCAAUUUUGAUGCUAUUUUACAUCGUUCGUACCUCUUCAAAAAAUUUCGACCACUGGAAAAAACAAGGUGCUAAGCACCUAAAGCCUCUGCCGUUAGUGGGUAAUAUGUUACCGAUUGUGACAAAUUGGACGUCUUCAGCCGAACAAAUACGAAACUUGUAUAACGCUUUUCCACACGAAAGAUACUUAGGAAUGUUCCAGUUUGCAAAACCGAUCCGUAUAAUUAGAGACCCUGCACUAAUAAAAGAUAUUACAAUUAAACACUUUGAACAUUUUGUGGAUCAUUCUGGCUUUGUUGCAACAGGUGUUGAACCUUUAUGGGACAAAGGUUUAUUUGCAAGUCACGGUGAACGGUGGCGUAACCUUCGUCGAACAUUAAGCCCGGCUUUUACAAGUAGUAAAAUGAGAUCUAUGUUCAUUCUCAUGGACGAGUGUGCUACGCAGUUGAUUAACUACUUUGAGGGGCAAAAUGCAACCAUAAUAGAAUUAGAUGUGAAAGAUCUGUUCGCGAGAUAUACGAAUGACGUUAUAGCCACUACAGCUUUUGGAAUUAAGUGUGAUUCUUUUAAAUCUAAGAAUAACGAAUUUUUGUCAGCAGGAAAAGAGCUAGCUGACUUCAGUGGUUUAAGGAAAUUCAAAGUCAUGCUUUAUGCCCAUCCCACAAUUUCGAAGCUUUUGAACAUUAGAAUGAUUCCCGAUGAAGUAGCACUUUUUUUUCGAAAAAUUAUUGACGAAACCGUUCGUUUAAGAGAAAAGAACAAAACUGUGCGUCCAGAUCUCAUUCAUUUGAUGAUGUUGUCUCGUAAAGGAAAACUAAAGUACGAAGAGUUUGUGAGUAAAGACGGAUUUGCAGUUGUUGAAGAGUCAGACGUUGGAAAAACUGGAAAUAGUCCGAAUUACCUAUCCAACGAAGAUAUAACGGCUCAAGUGCUAGUUUUUUUUCUUGGUGCUUAUGACACAGUUUCGUCUUUAAUUGCAUUUGUUGCCUACGAACUCGCUAUUAAUCCGACAAUCCAAAAACGACUCAGACAAGAAAUCAGAAAAUUUGGCAAAAGAAGUGACGAUGACAUCACAUACGAAAACUUACUCGAAAUAAAAUAUCUGGAUAUGGUGAUUACUGAAAUGUUACGAAAAUGGCCUCCAGCUAUCAGACUGGAUCGUAAGUGUACGAAGGCAUUUAAAAUUGAACCAGAGAGAAGUGGAGAAGCUCUAGUACAACUGAAGGAAGGCGAUAUUUGUUGGAUACCGGUUUAUGGAAUUCAUAUGGAUCCCAGAUAUUAUCCAAAUCCUGAAGUUUUUGAUCCUGAAAGAUUUAGCGAAGACAAUGUAGAUAAUGUAAAGUCUGCUACAUACCUACCGUUUGGUAUUGGUCCUCGAAAUUGUAUAGGAUCCAGAUUUGCUCUACUAGAAACCAAAAUUGUGCUAUAUAAACUUCUGCUAGAGUUCGAGUUUGUUGCUACAGAAAAAACACAAAUUCCGAUUAAAAUUAAAAAGAAUACUGCUGCAUUAUUACCAGAGCAGGGUUUUCACAUUGGCUUCAAACGUAAUCCACUAUUUUAAAUAACUUUGUGGCUAACAUGACUGUUAGCAGGUAGUUAUUUUUGGAAAAGUUACGCAAAAGUAGUUUAAUACUAUUGUGACAUUUUUACGU